AUGAAGAUGCACUUCUGUAUCCCGGUGUCCCAGCAGCGGCUGGACCCGCUGGGGGGCCGCUACGUGCUGUACUCCGUGUACCUGGACGGCUACCUCUUCUGCAGGGUGCGCUACAGCCGACUGCAUCGUUGGAACCAACAGCUGAGGCGGGUCUUUGGAAAUUGCCUGCCACCUUUUCCACCAAAGUAUUAUCUUGCAAUGACCACAUCCAUGGCUGAUGAGAGGAGGGACCAGUUGGAACAAUAUUUGCAGAAUGUAACCAUGGACCCAGACAUGCUGAGAAGUGAUGUCUUCAUUGACUUUCUAAAACUCGUACAGCUGGACACAUUUAACAUCACUACCAAGACAGCCUCUCUGGAUAUAUUUCUGCCAGAUGGAAGGAAUAUUCCAGUCGAAAUUCUAACAUCAGAUACUGCUGAAAGAGUCCUAGAGGUGGUGUCGCACAGAAUGGGACUGUGUCAGGAGCUCUUGGGCUACUUCGGCCUCUUUCUCAUUCGGUUUUGCAAAGAGGGCAAACUCUCUGUCAUGAAAAAAUUGGUGGACUUUGAACUCCCUUAUGUGAGUCUUCGAAGCGCUGAAGUAGAAAACUGCAAGGUCGGACUCAGGAAGUGGUACAUGGACCCAUCCCUGGACUCCGUGCUGAUGGACUGCCCAGCAGCGGUAGAUUUGAUCUAUAUGCAGGCAAUUCAGGACUUUGAAAAAGAAUGGGCCAAACCCACACAGGCUCAGAGGCAGAAAUUAGAGGCUCUCCAGAAAGAACACAACCAAACCAAGUUUCUGGAGCUGUCCCAAGAGGUCCGGCACUAUGGGUACUUGCAGCUGGAUCCGUGUACCUGUGACUACCCAGAACCAGGCUGUGGGGCCGUCCUCUCUGUUGGCAAUAAUGAGAUCAGCUGCUGCAUAACCCUGCCUGACAACCAGACCCAGGAAAUCAUUUUCCAGAUGAACAGAGUGAAGUGCUGGCAGGUCACUUUCCUUGGAACUCUGCUGAAUAUGGAGGGACCCCAGCAAACUCUCAACCAGAACUUAGAGCUCAGAUUUCAGUUUAGUGAAGACAGUGGCUGGCAGUGGUUUGUUAUUUACACCAAGCAGGCCUUUUUGCUGAGUAGCUGCUUGAAAAAGAUGAUCUCAGAAAAGAUGCUAAAGCUAGCUGCAGAGAAUCCAGAAAUGCAGAUUGAAGUUCCAGAACAAGGCAAAAGUAAAAAAUACCACAGUCAAAAAAGCCAGCAAAAAGACUCUUUUCGUUUUCUACCAAGAAAAAGCAAGAUUGAGAUGGCCAAAGUUGAAUGUGUUUUUGGGAUCAUAAAGGAAGAAGAACUUUGA
Messenger RNA from Neomonachus schauinslandi (Hawaiian monk seal), 1323 nucleotides. RefSeq names its product sorting nexin 31 (gene SNX31). Gene Ontology annotation, biological process: intracellular protein transport. Lineage: Eukaryota; Metazoa; Chordata; Mammalia; Carnivora; Phocidae. Gene Ontology annotation, molecular function: phosphatidylinositol binding. Bases 1 to 1323 code for a protein of 440 amino acids. The record is from RefSeq and is a predicted model, not a curated record. The transcript is spliced from 15 exons. Gene Ontology annotation, cellular component: early endosome.